Hypanus sabinus (Atlantic stingray) is the source of this 2464-nucleotide messenger RNA. RefSeq names its product interleukin-8-like. Bases 1204 to 1512 code for a protein of 102 amino acids. Gene Ontology annotation, biological process: inflammatory response; neutrophil chemotaxis; cellular response to lipopolysaccharide. The transcript has 4 exons. The record is from RefSeq and is a predicted model, not a curated record. Gene Ontology annotation, cellular component: extracellular region. Gene Ontology annotation, molecular function: CXCR chemokine receptor binding; chemokine activity. Lineage: Eukaryota; Metazoa; Chordata; Chondrichthyes; Myliobatiformes; Dasyatidae.
ACUUUGACAUGCAACAUCUGGAUUUAUUUUAUAACUACAAUAUUGUCCAAAUUUUGACUUGGGUGUGGUCUAUGAAUAAGGAAAGCAGAAAUUGUGAUUUGAGGAGACACCUUCCAUUUUAUAACAUUCAGGGUAUAAAAUGUGAUUGAUAUUAUAUUAAACAGUAGUUGGGGAUUAUUGAAGCUUGCCAUUCAUCUCACCAAUCGGCACUUGAAGCAGAGAAGUACCUUACACGGAGACCAGGAUCAGUGUGCAGGCUGAACUCACUCGCUAGUUAUGUAUUUCCUUCACCGUAUGUCAUUACUUAUUUUGAACGAACUGAUCCCCUGUCACUGACCACAGAACAUAGGACAGUGCGUGAGGGGAGCAGGUCCUUUGGCCCUCAAUGUCUGUGCACAAAAUCUAUAUCCCUCCAUCCCCUGCCUAAACAUAUCUCUGUCCAAGUGUCUCUUAAACAUUAAUAUCACAUCUGCUUCCACUACCUGCUCUAUCAGCACAUUCCAGGCAUCUACCACUCCACUUGCAAUUCAAUUAGCUCUGAGUUAUUUGUUUAAAUGAAUACAUAACAAGAUUAACUGUAAUCUAUAUAUUUGAAUAAAUAACAUAGUACUGAUAACACCAGGCACAUAAUAGGUGGAUUUAAGAAGCGCACUUAAACUCUGCUUUCCAAACUAACUUCCAAUCACAUAUUUUAAAGCUGUAAAAAAUCACUUGACCCUUAAAUCUCCUUUAAACUUUCCUCAUCUCAGACAAAAGCCAUACCUUCUAAAAUUUGACACUUCAGCCCUGGGGAAAAGAUACAGCAACAAAUAAAUGAAUUGUGAACAUUUAAUAAAAUGUAAUUUCUUCGAACACUUUAGAGGGAUUCUAUUUCUGGCUUUGAACACUUGCUGAAACUUUCAGGAAAUACCUUAGAGAAUUUUAGUCACUGCAGAUUAGAAAUGGCUAAUAGGAUUAAUAUAAUUUUAUUCCUUUAAUAAAUGAUUGAUGUAAUAACUGAGUAACCUUUGCUUGUUUUGCUGAUAACAAGUUAUUCAUAUUUGACCACAACCUCUAUAAAGGGAAAACCCAAACUUGCACCAGCUUCUAUACAUGACAUAACCAAACGGCAAUAAAUACAGAUGGCAUGUACUAUUGAUCAGAUACAGACUGCAAGCAGUACAGGAAUAGUCAGAAGAAGAUCAUUUGAAAGAGUUCAUCACCAUGAACAGCAAAGUUAACUUCAUUGUCCUCACUCUUCUCUUAUUGUAUGUGCCUUCCAUAAAAGCUGCAUCAGUUUUGAGAUCAGGAAUGGACCUGCGCUGUCAGUGCAUCAAACCAUCCUCAAAUUUCAUCCAUCCGAAGUUCAUGAAGAACAUUGAAAUUAUUCCCAGUGGUCCUCACUGUGAGAAUGUAGAAAUCAUUGCCACUCUUCAGGAUGCUAAGCAAAUCUGCCUGGAUCCUGAAUCCCCUUGGGUGAAAAAAAUUAUAAACAAGAUAAUCAGCCGUUCCCAGACUGAUCCAGUUCAAUAAGGAGAAGCUCAGUGUCUGAGAGCGAGGCGGCUGAAAUAUUAUUCAUACCAGAGACGCAGAAUCUUGCAUCUUGUUCAGAUCUAUGCUGGGAGCUUAACAGCCUGUGAAUCUGUACAGGCUUUAAACUGUUAAAGUUUAAACAGUAUAUUUAUAUUUACUAUAUUUAUUUUACUUAAAUUUAUUUAUGUGGUGAUGAUAAUGUUUGAGGGAAGAUUAUUUAUGUGUAUUUAUAUAGUAAAGACAAUGCUUGAAGAAUGAAAUGCAUUUCUUUUGUUACUGAGUCAUAUCAUGCAUUAUUUUAACAAGCUGUGAAUACGUCAGAGAUCACCAUCACAAAUGAGUAGAAAGCAAAUUCCAAAAUGGUCUUCAGUGGAGCCAACAAUGCAAACACAACCAGGGAUCAGGUAGCGCAAGGCUGCCAGUUCCAUAUCCUUUCAAUGGAGAAGCACAAGAGACUGCAUGUUCUGCAGUCUGGAGCAACAGGCAAUCUGCUAGAAGAACUCAGUGGGUUAAACUGCAUUUGACCUGUUCCAGGAUUUUGGCCCGAAACAUGGACAACUCCUUUCCUCCCACGGGUGCUGUUUGAUCUGCUGAUUCCUUCACAAUUGUUCAUUGUAAACGCUUCAGGUUAUAUUUAAUCAACAUUGUAAGGUAAAGUCUACCAACUAUUUAUUGUAAAAUACAACUAAGUAUUUAUGUAUGUCCAAUGAUUUCAUCCAAGGAUUACAUUUGGCUCCAUUAUAAUAAUGUCAUCUUGACAACAGGAAAAUAAUGCUACAGAAAUACAUCUUUUGAUAAUAUAAUGUGAGAUUUUCAAUGCAUUUCAUCAACUAGAUUUUUAUAUGUAGCUACUCAGAGAUAAAUUAUUUUGUAUAUUGAUUGUAUGGCAUUAAAUUUGCUCUUUUAGUUUCAAAUAAGCCUAAAAUUAUUAUUAUUAAAAUAUCUGGAGAUA